Messenger RNA from Dendronephthya gigantea, 994 nucleotides. RefSeq names its product protein giant-like. Gene Ontology annotation, biological process: regulation of transcription by RNA polymerase II. The coding region runs from base 431 to 970 and encodes 179 amino acids. The record is from RefSeq and is a predicted model, not a curated record. Gene Ontology annotation, molecular function: DNA-binding transcription factor activity, RNA polymerase II-specific; RNA polymerase II cis-regulatory region sequence-specific DNA binding. Gene Ontology annotation, cellular component: nucleus. The transcript has 2 exons. Lineage: Eukaryota; Metazoa; Cnidaria; Anthozoa; Malacalcyonacea; Nephtheidae.
CAGGUUAUUUUGUCGCUGUGCAGAGGAAGAAUUUUAUAAUAUGUGAAAUUAUAAGUGAUAUAUUAUCAAAUCGUCCGUGACAUCAUCCACAUGAUACUAAUAAAUCGUCUUUCUUUAGAAAAAGCCCGUUAGAAAUAGGACAGUAAAUGACAAUCAAUGCUCAGUUACGCACGUUUACAUUCACGCUCGCUUCGACAUAUUAUUGUUGAAAGUGACACGUGAAGUGACACGUGCAUAUAAAUAUUCUUGUAUUCAGCAAGUUUGUUGUGUCUUUAUGCGGCUAUUUUGAUAUGUACCAAGCUUGGUUGUUAAACAUUGUAUCUAGUUAUUCACCUUGGUCCAGUUUCGUCUUGAUACAUGUACGAAACAGUCAAGAAAUUUAAUAACAGGGAAGGAGGAAAUCGUAUUGUAAGGAUAUCAACAUAUUAGAAUGGAUUCAGGUAAUAUAAACAACUGUGGAUUGUCCAGAGAGUGUGAUUUUAUGCAAGAGUUCAUGGAUUUAGAGGAGUUUUUAGAUGCUUCAACGAAUAAUGUAACAUCACCUCAUGCUAGAGGAAACAUUUCUCCCUCGGGGAGAGAUACGUCUUUGGAUACUACGACGUCCGCCAACGAAGAACAGGGAUUACAAGGACAGAAUAUGGAUAAGUCAUUAUAUGAUCCAAUUCCCCAUAUCGAUGAUCUCGUUCAAAGCAAUCUCACUUGUUCCAUAGCCAACGACGGUACACAAUGCACAACAGAUACAUCAGAUCGCCAUUCAUUACUCGAUAAUGGUGGGAUUAAAGAUCAAAGGUACUGGGAUCGGAGAGUGAAAAACAACAUUGCUGCGAAAAGAUCGCGCGAUGCGAAGCGAUUGAAGGAAACAACGGUUGUGAAGCGAUGGACACAUCUCGAGGAGGAAAAUAAACGGUUGAAAGAACAAAUUUUGGACAUGCAGAAACGCUUAAAAACUGCAACUGAAGAAGUAGAAUAACAUUACCGUUUUUUAAACAGACGA